AUGGUUGGAGCAGAGGCACCGGCGACCCCAGGCCGUGACCUGACGGUUUGCAGAGGCUCUCCUGUCCCCGGACCCGCAGGCCGGCAGCGCCGGUUUGGGCCGGGCGGUCUCUGUCCCCUGCCUCCAGUGGUGCCCGGGCCACAGGGCUGGGAAAGCACCCCUGGCCCGCACAGCGGCGACGGUUCCGAGACUGGCCGAGGCGCCGCGCUCCUUGGGCUGCUCUGGCCGAGGUACCCGGGAGGAAAGCAGAGCCGAACCCCCAGGACUGGGCUUCCCGGGGUGGACGGCGUGGGAUAUUUACUUCUUGAAACAAGCCCUCUCUCAGCUCCUUUGCCUGCUGCCGUGGCCUUGGGGGCACCCACCCCUGGUGGUCAGCCAAGGGCUUCCCCCACCCAUACAGUCCUUCACAACCACAGCCUAGGGCUUCAGUGCAUAGACUGGAGGCACAUUAGCACCCUGGAUGUGGACCGCGUGGCACGGGAGGUGGACGUGGCCAUCCUGCAGGAGCUCCUCAAUGGUGUCACCUUCUGCAACUUGGACCGGGAGGUGUGCAGCCACUAUGGGCAGCCUGUGGACCCUGCACUGCUCAAGAUUCUGCGCUUGACACAGUUCAUCAUCGAGUACCUGCUGCACUGCCAGGACUGCCUGAGUGCCAGUGUGGUCCAGCUGGAGGCACGGUUGCAGGCCAGCCUGGAGCAGCAGGAAUGUGGCCAGCAGGAGCUGGCCCGCCAGGCUGAUGAGCUCAAGGGCGUGCGGCAGGAGAGCCACCGGCGUCGCAAGUUGAUCGGCACCUUGCAGCAACUGCUUCUGCACACAGGCGCCUACAGCUACCACCCGGUGAGGAAUCUCUGCAGGGCUUAUAUCCUAUGGUCGGAGAAGAUGCUUGAUAGGAUUUCAAUCUUCUUAAAUUUAUUUUGAAUUGUUCUGUGGCCUGCAUGUAA
This is a messenger RNA of Manis pentadactyla (Chinese pangolin), 941 nucleotides long. RefSeq names its product cilium assembly protein DZIP1L-like. Gene Ontology annotation, cellular component: cytoplasm; ciliary basal body. The transcript has 4 exons. Lineage: Eukaryota; Metazoa; Chordata; Mammalia; Pholidota; Manidae. The record is from RefSeq and is a predicted model, not a curated record. Gene Ontology annotation, biological process: cilium assembly. The coding region runs from base 1 to 918 and encodes 305 amino acids.